This is a messenger RNA of Talaromyces rugulosus, 1068 nucleotides long. RefSeq lists its product as uncharacterized. NCBI's taxonomy places the organism in Eukaryota, Fungi, Ascomycota, Eurotiomycetes, Eurotiales, Trichocomaceae. The transcript has a single exon. Gene Ontology annotation, cellular component: nucleus; cytosol. The record is from RefSeq and is a predicted model, not a curated record. Gene Ontology annotation, molecular function: adenine deaminase activity. Gene Ontology annotation, biological process: hypoxanthine salvage; adenine catabolic process; purine ribonucleoside monophosphate biosynthetic process. The coding region runs from base 1 to 1068 and encodes 355 amino acids.
AUGUGCAAAGACAGCAAAAUCCACAGUUUCCUCCAACAACUGCCCAAAUGUGAACAUCACGUCCAUUUGGAAGGAUGUCUGACUCCGGAGCUCAUGUUUUCGCUCGCGGCUCGCAACGGCGUGACGCUGCCAGACCCGGACACGAGACCAGAAUUCAGCUCCGCCGAGGCGCUGUACGAGAGAUAUGAGCAUUUCACCUCGCUUGACGACUUUCUGAGUUAUUAUUUUAUUGGCAUGUCCGUGCUGAAGCAGAAGGACGACUAUGAAGCGCUGGCCUGGGAGUACUUCCAAAAGGCGCAUGCUGACGGGGUCCAUCACGCCGAGGUCUUCUUCGACCCCCAGGAACAUAUCAACCGAGGAGUGCCGUAUGAAACGGUGGUUAUGGGCUUCAAGGCCGGGUGUCAGCGUGCCGAGCGCGAGUAUGGAAUGACUACGAAACUGAUUUUGUGCUUUGUCAAGCAUCUUCCGGCAAGUGAUGCUAGCAAGGUUUUUGAUUUGGCCUGGGAAAGGGGUGACUUUGAAUUGGGUGGUGCUCUGCACGGUAUUGGAGCCUCGUCCUCGGAAGUUGGCCCUCCAAAGGACAUGUUCAAGGAGAUUUAUGCCACUGCGCAUUCAAAGGGAGUUCAGAGAACCGCCCACGCGGGCGAGGAAGGCGAUCCAUCGUAUAUCAUAGCUGCGCUGGACGCCUACAAGUCACAGCGAAUCGAUCACGGAAUCAGAUUGAUCGAUAGCCCUAGUCUGAUGGAGCGCGUUGUGCAAGAGGAGAUCCUUCUCACAGUCUGCCCGGUCUCCAACAUCAAGCUACGCUGUUUCGACCAUAUCAGUCAAGUCCCCAUCCGGAUGUUUUUGGAUGCUGGGGUUAAGUUCUCUAUUAACAGUGAUGAUCCAGCUUAUUUUGGAGGCUUUAUUCUGCACAACUACUGUGCCGUCCAGGAAGCGUUUGGCCUGAGUGUGACGGAGUGGAGGACGAUUGCUCUGAACAGUAUUCAAGGCAGCUGGGUUGAGCAGGACCGGAAAUUGGAGAUGGAGAAUCGUGUCCAUGAGCACAUUCAGAAGCACCAGGCUUAA